This is a messenger RNA of Boleophthalmus pectinirostris (great blue-spotted mudskipper), 2740 nucleotides long. RefSeq names its product KH-type splicing regulatory protein (gene khsrp). Bases 150 to 2045 code for a protein of 631 amino acids. Gene Ontology annotation, molecular function: mRNA binding. Gene Ontology annotation, biological process: regulation of DNA-templated transcription. The transcript is spliced from 18 exons. The record is from RefSeq and is a predicted model, not a curated record. Gene Ontology annotation, cellular component: nucleus; cytoplasm. NCBI's taxonomy places the organism in Eukaryota, Metazoa, Chordata, Actinopteri, Gobiiformes, Gobiidae.
UUUUAAGCAGGGAAGUUUGCCGGCGUGGUAAGCAGGCUUCACAGUACUACUGCCCCCCAUGUACUAGCCUUCCCGCUCCGCUCCAGCAGCGCAUCCCUGCCCGCCCGGUCAACUUAUACAGUCUAUCGUCUGUGUGCUUUGUAAAGAUCAUGACUGACUUCGGGGCUUUACCAACAAACGGAGUCGGCGGAGGGAUGAAAAAGGACGCGUUUGCAGAUGCCCUACAACGAGCCAGACAGAUUGCAGCUAAAAUUGGUGGGGAAGUUCCAGUGAGUAACAAUGGAGGUGCGGAGGGCUAUCCCUUUUCAACACAGAAACGGUCACUGGAGGAUGGAGAUGAACCCAGUGCCAAGAAGAUGGCAUCGCAGGGUGACCGAGAUGGAAUGUUUUUAUCCACAGCUAUUGGUGCACAGUUGGCUGCUCUUUCUCAACAAAGUAUUAGAUCCUCAACUAUGACCGACGAGCUCAAGGUGCCGGAUUCUAUGGUUGGUCUUAUCAUAGGACGAGGAGGAGAACAAAUCAACAAAAUUCAGCUGGAGUCUGGUUGCAAAGUCCAGAUUGCACAUGACAGUGCUGGACUCCCUGAAAGAAGUGUUUCUUUGACUGGAUCACCGGAGUCUAUACAACGAGCCAGGGCUCUUAUUGAUGAAAUAGUGUCUAAAAGCAAUGACAACGGUAAUAGCAAUGUGCUGGAAAUGAUGAUUCCUGCUGGCAAGGGGGGCAUUAUUAUUGGCAAAGGAGGAGAAACCAUUAAACAGCUGCAGGCACGAGCUGGAGUUAAGAUGUAUGUUGUUCAAGAUAGUUCACAAUCUCCCAAUGUUGAUAAAGUGUUGCGCAUCAUUGGUGACCACUACAAAGUUCAGCAAGCAAAAGAGAUGGUUAAUGACAUUUUGCGAGAGGGCUUUGCAGAUAGGAAUGAAUAUGGAUCUCGCAUGGGAGGAGGUGGAAUGGAAAUUGCUGUUCCUCGUCACUCGGUGGGAGUGGUUAUUGGCAGGAAUGGAGAGAUGAUCAAAAAGAUUCAGAGUGAUGCUGGAGUAAAGAUUCAGUUUAAACCAGAUGAUGGUUCAGGCCCUGAUAAAAUAGCUCACAUCAUGGGACCCCCUGACCAGUGUCAACAUGCUGCCUCUAUAAUUACCGACCUCUUACAAAGCGUCCGUGCCCGAGAAGAGGGUGGUCAAGGGGGCCCCCCAGGGAUGCCGCCAGGUGGACGGGGCAGAGGCCAGGGAAACUGGGGUCCACCGGGAGGAGGAAUGACCUUUUCCAUUCCUGCUCACAAAUGUGGUCUUGUAAUUGGGAGAGGCGGGGAGACGGUGAAGUCCAUUAACCAACAGACUGGCGCAUUUGUGGAAAUUUCUCGUGAGCCACCUCCAAACGGUGAUCCAAAUUUCAAACUGUUCACAAUCAGAGGGUCCCCCCAGCAGAUUGACCAUGCAAAGCAACUUAUAGAAAAGAAGAUUGAGGGUCCACUGUGUCCUGUUGGUGGUGGUCCCGGUCCUGGAGGACCAAUGGGUCCUUAUAAUCCAAACCCUUACAAUGCAGGGCCUCCUGGUGGCCCUCCACACGGGGCUCAACCUGGUGGUCAGUUUUGUCCUCAAGGCUGGGGAAAUACCUAUCAACAAUGGCAAGGCCAAGCUCCUCAUGACCCUAGUAAGGCUGCAGCAGAUCACAGUGCAGCCUGGGCAGCAUACUAUGCACAGUAUUAUGGUCAGCAAGCAGGGGGUGCCAUACCAGGACAAACGGGAUCUUCCUCUGGAGCACCUGGAGAUGGAGCCCAGCCCACACAGAGCGCAGGGGGGCAGCCAGAUUACACAAAGGCAUGGGAAGAAUACUACAAGAAAAUGGGCAUGAGUCAGCCUGCAGGUGGGGCAGCAGCUCAAGGGUCACCUGCUGGAGCUGGAGGGGCAGCAGCUGCAGCGCAGCCUGGUGGACAGCAGGAUUACAGCGCCGCAUGGGCUGAGUACUACAGACAACAGGCAGCAUACUACGGACAGUCAGGACAGGCCCCUGGGCAGGCACCCACCUCACAGCCGGGACAGGCUCAGUAACAUUUGGUCAGAUGGAUGUUGCGUAGCCCUUUGGACUAUUUUCUUUGUUCAGGACAUUUCCUUUGGACUACAACAAGACACUGGUUAUUCUGCAUAUGUCCCUUUUCUAUAUUCCUUGCUCUUGACCCACAAAAAAACUGAAAUACGGGAACAUGAUUUGCUUAUGCAUUGAACAAAGCACUAAAGUACUCACCCUUACCUCAUCCUCACAUUGUGAUAUCUCCAUUUUUAAAAUGUGAAUUAAGCAUCUAUGCUUGGCGGCUAGCACGACAGAAACAUUCAAUUUAGUAGGUUUAAGUAUUUUAAUUUGUGAGGGCAGGGAAAAUGUUUGGCAGUAUUUUUGAUUUAUCAAAAAUUAUGAUUGUAUUUUUUUUAUUACAUUUUAGAACAUUCCUACUGUUAAGUUGCAGGUGCUACCCUGCUCUUGUAUAUUAAUUUUAUUUUGAGGGUAUGUGUAUGCCUGUGUAUGCAUUUGUUUGAAAUGUAAGCUGCUGAAUAGGAAAGGAAUGAACCUCGGCUACAUUAAGGCAAUACCAAACUUGCACUUUGUAAGCUGGCGUGUGUGUGUGUGUGUGUGUGUGUGUGUGUGUGUCUACCCUCUUUACUUUUUUUUACUAAGUUUUUGUGUAUGCUGAUUUUAUGUUAUUUUUUACUGCUUGGUUUUUAAAUACAUAAAAUAAAACUCUUCAAAUUCA